UCGCAUCGCGUCGUUCAGCGUCGAUCGCUGAUAAAAAAUAACUUAGACGUAUGUACUUACGCCGGUACGUGUUGUGGACUUUUUUGCGUGAUCAGUUUUUUCUUAAAAACAAGGGAAAUUUUUAAAAACAAGGAAUCUCGUGGACAUUCUUUAUGAAAUUUAUCAAGAAUAUAUAUCCUGGAGGCUUUCGAGAUUACUGAGGUGUUACCAGAUUUGAGAAUCACAUGGAUGGAUAUUCUGGAACUUAACAAAAUAUCUGCAGCCCCAAAAAAGGCCAAUCAAAAACAGUCAACGAAGAUGAAGUUAAGCAAAGUUGGAAAUCAAACAAAUUCGCAAGACCCACAAGCGGUAAAUUCACGGUUAUUCGUGGGAAAUUUAAAUACUUUCCAAUGUUCAAAAACUGAUGUUGAGAGGAUGUUUCAACGAUAUGGGCGUCUAGCUGGUAUAUCAAUGCACAAAGGAUACGCUUUCGUCCAGUUCACAAAUCCUUUUGAUGCUCGGAGUGCCUGUUUAGGAGAAGAUGGCAGAACCGUACUUAGUCAAAUAUUAGAUGUAAAUAUGGUGGCUGAACCAAAACCCCAUCAAACUGGUAGGAAACGACAAAAUAUUGCCAAAACAGGAAAUGAUUGGGAUUACUACUACGAUAGUUAUUACGCUUCGACAGCGUUUCCUGUCGGACCCACUCGACUGGUUCCUCCGAUAAAGAGACAGAGGUUGAUGACCACGACUAGAAAUGGUAAAAAUCAAUCUCAAAAAACAACGAUUAUUCCACCACUCGACCAACUCAAAGUUUAUAGUAAUCAAGAUAUAUUGAUAUGCGGUAACUGCAGAGAACUUUUUUCCGAACUCCAAGAACUCCUCGAACACAAAAAGACCUACUGUAAAUUACGUUUCACCUGCAAAUGUGAUUCAAAUAAAUCCAAAUCUCCGGAGGAUCCUCACGCAUCGGCUUCUCUCUUAUGUGUUCAAUGUAAAGACGCUUUCCAAAACGCUUGGGAUCUCAUGGUACACGCCCAAGCUGCCCACAUGUUGAAUAUAUACGAAUUGGGUAUACCAUCAAUGGAAAACUGUUCUCCACCAACAAAUUCUCCUAGAGAUAAUAACACACCAGAUAAAGAUUCGAAAUCCCACACCGGCGACGAAGAAAUCGGUAACGCGGACUUGGAAACCGACGACCACGACGGGGAAUUCGUAGAAAACGGCCGCGACGGUCUGACGGGUACUCCCGACUCCAACGAUAAAGAAUUGGAGGAUUUAAUGGACGUCCAAUCGGCGCCGAAAACUUGCAUUAUGCACGCGUUGAGUAUCGUCAGUGCGGCGCCUUCUUCUCAACCGGGUUCGACUCCGCCGCCUCUGGCGGCCGUAGCGCCGCAUACUCCGAACGGAGACGCAUGGAAACCCCACACGAGACUAUCGCCCAAGUUAGAACAGCAACCUUAUUAGUAGUUCCCUAAUUUUCGUUUAAUGUUGACCGUUUUAUAGGUUAAGUUAAAUAAUUAUGUCGAUAUUAGAGUAUGAAUUAGGCCAGUGCUUUAUCAGAAACAUAUCAAUAAAACGACAUAUCUUUCCAUGAGGAAAUAACAAUGAUGGUUGUUUUGAAACCAUUACUAUCAAACAAUAGUAUUUGUACUUAUUUUUAAUUUUAUCGGUUUUGCACUCUUAGUAUGAGCUGUGUCUGAAGUUAUCCUCUAUAAUCAAAACUAGGUUCAAUAAAUUACUAAUUUCGGAUCACAUUUACAACUCAAAAUAAGGUUUUUUCACUUUUACUAAUUCUGUUAUUUCUUUCGCAUCAUUUACAGUUUUAUCUUCCAGCAUUUGACGUCAAGUCACCCUCCAUUUCAGGAAUCUUGUACCAAAAUCGAGUUAUCAGUCUAAAGCUCUUCUGGAUUGAUGUUUUACGCCCAACCACUCUUCAAUCUUUUUACCUUUUUUAGCUUUUCCAACUUAUAAUAACGAUUUUUCUAAUUCUGUUAUUUCUUCGUCAUCAUUGACUGUUUUAUCUCUCAAUAUUUGACGCAUUUAUCACGAAAGGCUUCUCCAUUGGUUAUUAAAUUCUAGUUAGAAAACGAACAAAAAGGAAAAGACUUCAGAUCACCCCUAAUUUAUGGAAUCUUGUACCAAUAUCGAGUUAUCACUCUAAACGUCUUCUGGAUUGCUGUUUUAAGCCCAACCUCUCUUCAAUCUUUUCACUUUUUUAUCUUUUCCAACUCCUAAUAACGAUUUUUCUAAUUCUGUUAUUUCUUCGACAUCAUUUACAGUUUUAUCUUCCAGAAUUUGACUUCAUCACCCUCCAUCUCUGGAAUCUUGUACCAAUAUCGAGUUAUCAUUCUAAACGUCUUCGGGAUUGCUGUUUUAAGCCCAAUCACUCUUCAAUCUUUUCACCUUUUUUAGCUUUUCCAACUUAUAAUAACGAUUUUUCUAAUUCUGUUAUUUCUUCGUCAUCAUUGACUGUUUUAUCUCUCAAUAUUUGACGCAUUUAUCACGAAAGGCUUCUCCAUUGGUUAUUAAAUUCUAGUUAGAAAACGAACAAAAAGGAAAACACUUCAGAUCACCCCUAAUUUAUGGAAUCUUGUACCAAUAUCGAGUUAUCACUCUAAACGUCUUCUGGAUUGCUGUUUUAAGCCCAACCUCUCUUCAAUCUUUUCACUUUUUUAUCUUUUCCAACUCCUAAUAACGAUUUUUCUAAUUCUGUUAUUUCUUCGACAUCAUUUACAGUUUUAUCUUCCAGAAUUUGACUUCAUCACCCUCCAUCUCUGGAAUCUUGUACCAAUAUCGAGUUAUCAUUCUAAACGUCUUCGGGAUUGCUGUUUUAAGCCCAAUCACUCUUCAAUCUUUUCACCUUUUUUAGCUUUUCCAACUUAUAAUAACGAUUUUUCUAAUUCUGUUAUUUCUUCGUCAUCAUUGACUGUUUUAUAUCUCAAUAUUUGACGCAUUUAUCACGAAAGGCUUCUCCAUUGGUUAUUAAAUUCUAGUUAGAAAACGAACAAAAAGGAAAACACUUCAGAUCACCCCUAAUUUAUGGAAUCUUGUACCAAUAUCGAGUUAUCACUCUAAACGUCUUCUGGAUUGCUGUUUUAAGCCCAACCUCUCUUCAAUCUUUUCACUUUUUUAUCUUUUCCAACUCCUAAUAACGAUUUUUCUAAUUCUGUUAUUUCUUCGUCAUCAUUGACUGUUUUAUCUCUCAAUAUUUGACGCAUUUAUCACGAAAGGCUUCUCCAUUGGUUAUUAAAUUCUAGUUAGAAAACCAACAAAAAGGAAAACACUUCAGAUCACCCCUAAUUUAUGGAAUCUUGUACCAAUAUCGAGUUAUCACUCUAAACGUCUUCUGGAUUGCUGUUUUAAGCCCAACCUCUCUUCAAUCUUUUCACUUUUUUAUCUUUUCCGACUCCUAAUAACGAUUUUUCCAAUUCUGUUAUUUCUUCGACAUCAUUGACUGUUUCAUUUCUCAAUAUAUGACGCAUUUAUCUCGAAAGGCUUCUCCAUUGUUUAUUAAAUUCUAGUUAGAAAACGAACAAAAAGGAAAAGACUUCAGAUCACCCCUAAUUUAUGGAAUCUUGUACCAAUAUCGAGUUAUCACUCUAAACGUCUUCUGGAUUGCUGUUUUAAGCCCAACCUCUCUUCAAUCUUUUCACUUUUUUAUCUUUUCCGACUCCUAAUAACGAUUUUUCCAAUUCUGUUAUUUCUUCGACAUCAUUGACUGUUUCAUUUCUCAAUAUAUGACGCAUUUAUCUCGAAAGGCUUCUCCAUUGUUUAUUAAAUUCUAGUUAGAAAACGAACAAAAAGGAAAAGACUUCAGAUCACCCCUAAUUUAUGGAAUCUUGUACCAAUAUCGAGUUAUCACUCUAAACGUCUUCUGGAUUGCUGUUUUAAGCCCAACCUCUCUUCAAUCUUUUCACUUUUUUAUCUUUUCCGACUCCUAAUAACGAUUUUUCCAAUUCUGUUAUUUCUUCGACAUCAUUGACUGUUUCAUUUCUCAAUAUAUGACGCAUUUAUCUCGAAAGGCUUCUCCAUUGUUUAUUAAAUUCUAGUUAGAAAACGAACAAAAAGGAAAAGACUUCAGAUCACCCCUAAUUUAUGGAAUCUUGUACCAAUAUCGAGUUAUCACUCUAAACGUCUUCUGGAUUGCUGUUUUAAGCCCAACCUCUCUUCAAUCUUUUCACUUUUUUAUCUUUUCCAACUCCUAAUAACGAUUUUUCUAAUUCUGUUAUUUCUUCGUCAUCAUUGACUGUUUUAUCUCUCAGUAUUUGACGCAUUUAUCACGAAAGGCUUCUCCAUUGGUUAUUAAAUUCUAGUUAGAAAACGAACAAAAAGGAAAAGACUUCAGAUCACCCCUAAUUUAUGGAAUCUUGUACCAAUAUCGAGUUAUAUGCUGUUUUAAGCCCAACCACUUUUCAAUCUUUUCACUUUUUUUAUCUUUUCCAUUUUCUAAUAACGAUUUUUCUAAUUCUGUUAUUUCUUCGACAUCAUUGACUGUUUUAUUUCUCAAUAUAUGACGCAUUUAUCACGAAAGGCUUCUCCAUUGGUUAUUAAAUUCUGUUUAGAAAACGAACAAAAAGGAAAAGACAAGCUUUGAAACCAAGUUUCGAUCUCUUUAUAACAUAAUUCUUUUAAAAAAUCUUUAGAAUUUUAGGCGAUAAAUAAAUCCAUCAAAUUUAAAUUGUUUCCUGUAUCUUUUCAAUUCAAAACUAACCAAUUGCUAGUUGAGUUUGGAAAUAGACAAAUAAACCCAAAUAUUUAUCAUUGAGUGCUAAACCAGGACUGUACGCUGGAUGAACCAUCGAUUCAAUGUGUUAACUGUUCAUUUGAAUUGAUUUCCUGCGAUUGGUUUCCCUUAUUUUUUUUUUUUUUUUUUCGAAAACUUCUGACAUAAAAAUGUUGGUGUACCAUUCAGAAUUGACCGCUCUAAUUGAAUAGUUUUCUUCUUUGAACCAUUGGGUUCCAAACACGGCGAAUUCAUCAAUUCGAUGUUUUAAGUGUUCAAAAACGAUGUUUCUGACACAACAACCUUCACGAAAUUCAUUCUGUUUCAUCCACGUCAACAGUUAGAUUUGACAUAUUCAUAUCAGUGUUGUCAUAUUCAAAAACAGCAAAUCUCAUAUAAGGAUUGUUAUUUUGCCUUACAAAUUAUUUAAAAGUAUCCUAGGGGGUAUUUUAUUUAGUCCACUAAUAUAAAAAAUCAUUUUUUUUAAAUAAACUAACAAAAAUCACGUUUUAGUAACUUUGGUCAACUUUAUUGAAACAGUUCGUGUUUAAUACUAAUUUGCUUGAUAAUUUCUUGCCUACCCCGUAUAAAUUAAUGCAAAUAUUAUAAAUCGCGUAUUAUAUAAACAAUACGUCGCGUUUUCAUAUUAGAAUAACUGGCCUAUCUAUACUUUAUUUACCUUUUGGUUUAAUUUGUACCCUUUCUCAUUUCACCCUAUUUAAUAUUUGAUGAGGGUCAAAAUUCAGUAGAAGGGUGUAUGUAUGUAAGUUCGUAUCCCGCAUAUCCCUUAUCCAAUGAAUGUAUGUGUGUCAAAGCAUCUGUCGACAGUUUUCGAAAACCACCAUAAUUAUAAAUAUCUAAUCCUAAACAGGAUAUUUUGUAUGACGAGAAAUUCCCUGACCAAUCCGAGACAAACUUAAAAUUGAACACGUGCGCAUAUAUAUAAAUAAAUGAAGUAUCCCGGAUUUUCGUUUUCAGUUGCUGCAUUUUAUUUAUUUUAAGUAUAUAAAAUUCAAAUUAUAGAAAUAAAUAUAACACUGGUUACGUUAAAAAAACCAAUCUCUAUGAAAUUUGUAAUAAAACAACUUUUUUUGUUAUAUUAAGAAAUUAUAGGAACGUCCAAAUGUUAUACGUUCAAAAUUUGUACGAAUCUGUUUUUAAAACAAACUUAAUAACGACUAAAUCGAUUCAUUUUUAAACUAUAUAACCACUCAACUAUUAAUUUGUCUAUUGAUCAGCUAACUUCAUAUUUACAAGAAUGUCAUAUAAAAAUAGCGGGAUAUUUGAAUUAUUUAAAUUAUCUAUAUCAAUACAGAAAUUGUACAAGGACUAGAUAUUUAAAAAAAAUACGAUUUUCAUGGAAAAUUUGUUUAGUAUAGUAAUGAAAUGAUAAGGAAUAGAUGAAGUGACCAAAUUUGAUAUAAUAUCGAUCCAAAGGUUUUUCUUUCUUCUUAAAUCAUAAUUAUUAUUAUUUUUGCACAAUAUUAUUCAAAUAUUCUCAUCAAAUAUUAAAUGAAAAUAUUAGAUAAAAAACAUAAAUCAUGUAAAUAUAUAUAUAUAUUUUAUUUAUAACAUUGAUUUUUAUAUAAUAUUGACAUUAUAUUAUAAAUUCGGCACAUUUUCCAAAUCACUGCGUUUUAUUCAAAAAUGAAGAUCUAUCACUGGACCAUUUCUUCAAAUAAAUUCAUUAAAAAUAUAAAUAUGUCUCCAUAUAUUGAUCAAGCAUAUCCGCAUUCUAUAAUUUCAUCAUAUCCAAUCGAUCAUUUCGAUUAAUUACGCUUUCCAACCUCAUCUCUAAUAGGAAAAUCUUUCUGGAUGAAUACCAUCCUCUUGAAGCCUGAGAACAGGAAAAGUCACUGGGAACCAGAUCUGGAAAAUAUGAUGAACGCAAACGCGAAUUUUUCCAUAAUUUUCAAUGUUUCGUGACACAGCUAUGUCUUUUUCCAGCUCCAGGCAUUGCUUGGAUUCAAUUUGUUAUUAAACUCAAACUUUUUCGAUGAUUUCGUCGAUUGAAACCUCUUAAAGACGUCCAUUACGUGCACCGACCUCGAUUGUCAUUUAAACUUCGGAUUUAAUACUAGUAGCACCAUCUAUGUGUCAGUUUAUCCACCUUAAUUGUUAAAGACAGAUAUGUGUACAAUAAUUUCAUAAAUAAGUAUAAUUAUCCUUGUCAGGUCCACCAGGGUAUCAAAUGACGAAACAUAUUUGUAAUUUCUAGAUUGUUUUAUAAAUUUGUAGGAUUAUCCAGGUUAACCAAGAGGAUAUAUAAAGGAUUUGAUUUUUACACACUUUUAAUUCAAAUUUUGCAUUCUCAAAAAUACAAUAAUUUUGUAGUAUCAUCAUGCUAAACGAUCUAAUGUCUACUAGAUAUAAUUCAGUUAAUUCCGCAGUGAUUUAUCUAUGUUCUCAGUUGAUUAAUGCUGAAAAAACGUUUACGUAUUAGCACUUAGCCGCGUAUAAUAAGAAGCUAAUUAAUAGAAACUUUUUGAUACAAUAUAUGAGACAUAAAUAUAUUUUGUUCAAUACAACUUAUUUUUGAACCGAUGCAAUGUAGAAAAUUAUAUUUGUAUCGGAUUUAAAAACAUUUCUUGUACAUUAAUUUUUGAAGUGAAAACAAUCUUAGUCUUGUAAAUACUUUUGUGUAAAAAAAAUAAACGGACAUAUCAUAUACAUAUACAAAAAACAAAGAUUUAUUUGUAAAUUUUUUGGAAAAACGUUAAACAAAGACAUUUAUUUAUUAUCAGAAAUUGUUUAUUAUUACGAUCUAUUCAAACAUUUAACAAGCUUCUUUUAUCAUAUUAUAUAGGGUGAAUCAUAAUUUAAACAUGAUACGAUUUGUGAAUGUUUGUAUAGAUUAAUUUUUUUAUCAUUGCAUAUUGAAAAUUAUUGUAAAAAACGAGACCAAAUUAUUUAACGUAUUCUUAGUCAACCCCUCCAGGUGCAUUUCAAAUAACAAAUAACAGUAAAAAAAACCGUUAUUAGUUCUUAUAAGUUGGUAAUACACCUAACUAAUUUUUAUACCACCGGGAGUCGUUCCAAUCGAUCUACUGGCUGAGGAAGUUGGCAAAAGUACAACUGCCAUUAUAAAAAGAUAACUUUUAACUUAACUCAAGCACUAACUGCGCAUGGAUGCGAUUAAAUAACAAAAGAGAAUAUUAGAAAAUUGGAAAGUUAUACAAAACAUGGUUAAGAGAAUCCUGAAAGGCGGGCCCUCGAUUUUGCUCAAUCUUAUGUGUUUUGCCUCCAUCUUGGAUCUUGAAUCUUGGAACGCGCGGCUUUGGUUUUCAUUUGAACUAAUUUUGAAAUCAAAGCAAAACAUAGCAGUCGUUGUUACUUAAUAAUAGUGAUACGUCUUCUGUAGUUCUCUCUCCAGCUUCUACGUGGUCUUCUUCUUCUCCUUUUCCCUUAUGGUGUCCACUUCAGGAUUCAUUCAGAUUUUCUUUAACCUUAUUUGUAUUUGAACAUACCAGAUUAGUUAUUUGGUUUUGAUUUCAUCGAUUAAUGUGUGACUAAGUGCAUUUCGAUUGGCAUGAUUAUGUUUUGUUUGAUCCCAUGAUGUUCUAUUCAUUGUAUUCCUUGCUGUGUUUUAGUUGUUGUAUCGUCGUUGAUGUCGAUAUUUUCUGCUGUUGCUCCGAUACACAUAUCAGAUAUUUUUACAUUUAUUUCGAGUUCUGUAUUCUUCUAAGGAUAUAUAUGUAGCUCGAAUCGCCACGAAAUCAUCUGCGAAGCAAAGCUUGUACAAUGUAGUGAUGAAUAAUCAUUCAGUUCCUGCUUCAAGUAGAUCUUUAAUGGCUUUAACAAAAGGCGAAAGCAUUUUUCUUGACUGUAAAACAAUCUGAUAAAUUCCUGAUUUGCUAAGGGGUACAUUCUCUUUUGGAAAUCUUCAUUUGGUCAAUUUUGGAUCCUCUGGUAUGUUUUCUUAAAACACACAGCGAAGUUUUUUAUUUAGUAAUGGAUUUGGAGGCGGUGAGAUGAUUUAUUUGUAGAAAAUGACUUUAUAGAUUUCUAACUAAAAUUGUAUAUACAUAAAAGGAUUUUUGUUUAUUUAUUUGCUGAUUUUAUAGUUUUUUUUACUCAAAAUGGACGUUUUCUUUGCUGUUAAAGGAUUCGAAGAAAAGCUUUUAAUAUUCUUAGGUUCUAAAUCAUUUUUCUAAGCUUUCUUUAUGUUUUAUUAAAAGUUUUCUAAUAUUUUUAUAACUAGAGAGAAAAGAAAAACGAAUGAAAGUUUUGAUGUAUGUCAGUAAAUUGUGUGUAUUUAUGAUACAAUCAUUGAAAAGAAAGUACGAUUAUAAUGUAUGCCUUUUGAAUAACGUUAAAUAUAGAGCUUUAAUUUGAUUAGAAAUCGCUAAUGAUGUUAUGUACGUCUAUGUAAGAAAAAGAGUAAUCUUAUUGGUAAUAUAUGUCCUCCAUCAUA
Molecule: messenger RNA, 9116 nt
Organism: Diorhabda carinulata
Lineage: Eukaryota; Metazoa; Arthropoda; Insecta; Coleoptera; Chrysomelidae
Product: heterogeneous nuclear ribonucleoprotein C
Exons: 11
Coding region: 229-1443 (404 amino acids)
Cellular component (GO): nucleus
Molecular function (GO): RNA binding
Source: RefSeq, a predicted model, not a curated record